GGUUCAAUUUAUAUACCCUGUUGAAAAAAGCGCAUCUAUUUCUCUCUCAAGCAGAAGCCUUGUGAAAAACCCUAGCUGGAUUACACCAUGGCUGGUAUGUAUGGUCACGAAGGCGAUGGCACGGCUCAACCUCCCAGAGAUAGCGGAUAUGGCGGUAGCGCCGGCGGUAGAGGUUAUGGUGGUUCCGGGGCAGCAGGAUACGGGUCCAACGGCCGCGGAGCAUAUCCUGGUUCUGCAGGUGGAGGAUACGGAUCUGGCGGCGGAGGAGAAUAUGGAAGUUCUGCAGGUGCAGGAUACGGAUCUGGCGGUGGAGGAGGCGGAUACGGAGGAAGCGGCGGGGGUGGCGCAUACGGAGGAAGCGGUGGGGGUGGCGCAUACGGAGGAAGCGGUGGGGGUGGCGCAUACGGAGGAAGCGGUGGGGGUGGUGGUCACGGAGGAAGCGGUGGGGGAGGUGGUUACGGAGGAAGCGGCGGGGGAGGUAGUUAUGGAGGAAGUAGUGGAGGAGGGGGUGGGGGGUAUGGUGGUAAUCAGCAAAAUCGAGGAGGUGGUGGAUAUCAAGGAGGAGAUAGAGGUGGAGGUGGAAGAGGUGGAGGCGGUAGAGGAGGUGGAGGCUCUGGUGGAAGCGGUCGGGAUGGUGAUUGGCGGUGCCCUAACCCGAGCUGUGGAAAUUUGAACUUUGCUAGAAGAGUUGAAUGUAACAAAUGUGGUGAGCCUUCUCCUGCUGGUAAUGAUGAUCGUGGUGGCAGAGGUGGUAACAGUUAUAACCGAGGCGGUGGUGGUAAUAAUCGAGAUGGAAGGGGUAGGUUUGAUAGUGGAAGUGGAGGAGGUGGUAGAAGCAGUGCUUAUGGUGAUAACCAGGGAAGAGAUAGCAGUGGUUAUGGUCAGGGUCCUCCUCCAGCCUAUGAUACCAGUUAUGCUCCACCUCCAAGUGGUGGUUAUGGUGGCAACAAUAACUAUUCUCCUGAUGCAGUUCCUCCUCCUGCAAGUUAUGGUGGUGGAACAACAUCCUAUCCUCCAUCGUAUGGUGCACCUGGUGGUUAUGGUGGCAAUGCUCCAGAAGAUGCCCGAGGAGGGGGUAGGUCAGUUCCUCCUGCUAGACAUGAUGGUGGGUAUAGCGGUGGUGGUGGGGGUUCCUAUGGCACUUCUGAUGACACUCCUCUAAAGGUCAAGCAAUGUGAUGAAAAUUGUGGUGAUUCUUGUGACAAUGCAAGGAUCUAUAUUUCAAAUUUGCCCCCGGAUGUGACUGUCGACGAACUUAGGGAACUUUUUGGAAGCAUUGGACAAGUUGCAAGAAUUAAGCAAAAGCGGGGCUACAAGGAUCAGUGGCCUUGGAGUAUAAAACUAUAUACAGAUGAGCAAGGAAACAAUAAAGGAGAUGCAGUUCUCUCUUAUGAAGAUCCUUCAGCAGCCCACUCUGCUGGUGGCUUCUAUAACAACCACAUAAUGAGAGGUCACAAAAUAAGUGUUGCCAUGGCUGAGAAGUCUGCUCCAAAACCUGCACCUGCAUACGGUAACAGGGGUGGCGGUAGAGGUGGAUAUGGUGGGGGUGGAGGUGAUAGACGUAGAGACAACUACAGGGAUGGUGGAGGCUCUGGUCCAGAAAGGAACUAUUCUGGUGGAAACAGAUCACGCCCAUAUUGAAGUUUUCAACCAAGAAUGUUAUGUACUAAAUUUGUGAUGGGAGGUUUAUCUUUAAUUCAAGUCCCUGAUAUGUUCUCUCUUAGUUGGUGACUUAAAAGAGGGCGAAUGGAUGUUCUUCAAAUUGCUGCUAAGGUAGGUUGAAAUAGUCAGGAGGAUGGAAACAAAGCCUUUUCAUCUAGGAAAUAAAUAAAGAAGACAUUAGGGGAGAAGCAGCAGAGAUGUCAUGUUGGUUGUUAGUGUUUUUUGUCUUUAAGAGGGAGGAAACGAGAGAAAUCAAUUUUUACAGUAAAAAACAUUAUUUACCAUAUUACGUAGUACUGGUAUUAACCAGAAGAAAGAACAUUUAUUUUAAAAGUUAACAAAAAAAAAGAUUUAAAUGUUGGUUGUUAGAGUUAUUUGGUAUUUGAGAAGGAGGUUUCAAAUGUUGGUUGUUAGAAAGUCAAACUUUUAUGGUACAAAACUUUUAUUUAUCAUAUUAUUAACCAGAAGAAGAAUACUUAAAAGUCGAUGUGUUAAAGAAAUUUCAGAUUUCUUGUGCAUUGCUUUUGAUGCAUGGUAGAAAGAGUUAAAUGAUGUUUUCUUAUUACUUUUAAUGAUUAAGUUGUAGUAAGAACUUAAUCUACAAUAGAACAUAAUCUUAGUGACUUAAUAAUUGUUGGCUAUAAGUCAUUAGCCAUAGGAGUUACUCCCUCCGUCCCCUUAAGUUUGUCCCGUUUUACUUUUUUCGUCCGUCCCACUAAGUUUGUCCCAUACCAUAUUUGGUAACAUUUGAGUGGUUAGAAUUCAUUCUUACUUUAUUUAUAUUUUAUCAAUUCAAUACCAACCACACAAUUCCACUUUUUCUUAAAAACCACACCACACCCCUCCGUCCCAAACUUAGGGGGACGGAGGGAGUAUAUCCUAAAUAUUACUAAAUUAAAGUCAUUUUCCAAAAAUGCGACUACUUUUAAAUAUGGACAAAAAAUGUGACCAACAAGGUCAUAUAUUUGGAAAAGAGUAAAUGAUCAGUUUGGUCCUCGAAGUUGCAUAAAAGGGAUCAAAUAAAUCCUUAUAGAAGAUUCUGUUUGGACGUGCCAUUUGAGGCAGUUUCAGAUGGAAUUUUUUGAUAAAUUUGUUUGAACAUCUUAUUCAUUAAGUCUAGUUUAUUCAUACCAAAUUUUAGCUAAAAAUUCAAUCGGGAAGACAUUCAAAUGAAUUCUUAAAGAUAAUUGCGUUUUUAACUGCACAUUUAUUUUGAAGAAUUCAUUUGAAUAUCUUUCCGAUUGAAUUUUUAUCUGAAAUUUGGUAGAAGUGAACUGGGCUUAAUGAAUAAGAUGCUCAAAAAAUUUCAUCAAUAAAUUCUACCGGUAACCGCCCCAAAUGGCGACGGCCGUAUAGAAUCUCCUAUAUAAAGACUUAUUGGACCCCUUUUAUGCAAUUUCAAGGACCAAACUGACCCUUUACUCAUUUGGAAAAUCAUGAUGUAACUAUAAAUCUUUUGUCACUGCAAUUUUUUCGUGUCACUAUAUUAUGUCACUACUGGAUUUUAAUGCCACUUGCGAAUGUCACUAUCCGAUUUUAAUGUCACUUACGGACGUACGAAUGUCACCAUCGUUAGAAAACAUGUCACUAUGACCGUUUCCGAUUAGUGAAAUUGUCGUCACCAACACCAUGGCCGAUCACCACCACCCCCGACUCCUACACUCGCACUUAGCCCCGCACACAAAUCCGACGAAAACCACCGUAGACAGCCGCCACCCUCACCAUGACCACAACGGCCUCUCCCCAACCCACGAGCCCCCUCCCUGGCCCCACCCCAACCUACUAGCUCCCUCCCCAUCUUCACCCCAACCCCAGCCCCUGCAAAUCGCGGCCCAAAACCACAACACACCCCUGACCUGCAACUGUCGUAUCACAUCACCACAUUACCACCGUCUGCCGCCACUUUCCAUCCUCUAACUCACCUCUAGCGCAACUCUGACCAUCGACAUUAAGUCCUGGAACUCUAAUCUAUCGGAUUUCCGUCAUAAUUGAAGCAAUCGCAGAUACAGAGGCCAAAUUGGCAUAGAAAGGAGGAGGAGAAGAAGAAGAGUUAGGGCAGUAAUGGUAGCCGUCGCAGAUGGAGAUGUUGUCGGAGAAGAAGAAGAAGAACGAUGCGGUGGAUGGUCGUGAGAAGAGAGAAGGCGCAGAUCCAUGGGGAGAAAAGUCGGCGCUGGUCAUUUCCUUCGCUCCAUUGCCGGAGGGUGAAAAUCGUCGCUGAGAGGGAAUAUCGCUUAGAGGGAGACACAUGUUUUUGGAAAGUGUAAAAACAGUCAUAUUUUAGUCUAUUUAAAGUGUAUUGAUAAUACUUGUGCCAUUAUUUCUUAGUCAUAUGUACUCAUGUUUAUUUAUGACUUACUUAAUUGAAGUGAUGAAUUAUUCA
Molecule: messenger RNA, 4042 nt
Organism: Cuscuta epithymum
Lineage: Eukaryota; Viridiplantae; Streptophyta; Magnoliopsida; Solanales; Convolvulaceae
Source: the annotation of a GenBank genome assembly